Molecule: messenger RNA, 1147 nt
Organism: Ananas comosus (pineapple)
Lineage: Eukaryota; Viridiplantae; Streptophyta; Magnoliopsida; Poales; Bromeliaceae
Product: thioredoxin-like 2, chloroplastic
Exons: 4
Coding region: 174-860 (228 amino acids)
Biological process (GO): cell redox homeostasis
Source: RefSeq, a predicted model, not a curated record
UCUUUCCUCAUCGACCCUUUUGUUCCCAACCCUUUUAUUCUCCCCGUUCACAGGGAGGGGGCGAAGAGAUAUUCCGAUUUUCCGGAAUAACUAUCCCUUUUUAUUCUCGCUCGUCGCGGAUUGGUGGAUGAGUAGGGCGGAGGAGGAAGCAGAAGAGGAAUAGGAGCUCUCUAAUGGCCGAUGCUCUCCUCCGUUAUCCCCUUCUCGCCCCUUAUUCCUAUUCUUCUUCUUCUUCUUCUUCUUCUUCUUCUUCCACCCCUCGCUUAUCCCCCGUUUGUUCGACCUCCCCGAGAAUAAGGCUCUCGCGGCGCCCGAGAUUGGACGCCGUUGUCGCCGCCCUCGCGCACCGGCCGGGGCGAUUCGCUCGUGUCAAGGUCCAUGCAGUUGUGGCAAAUAAGGAUGAACCAAAGUGGUGGGAAAAGAAUGCAGGACCGAAUAUGAUUGAUAUUCAUUCUACGCAGGAGUUUUUGGAUGCGUUAAUGAAAGCCAGUGACAGGCUUGUCAUUGUCGAAUUCUACGGCACCUGGUGCGGUUCUUGUCGUGCUCUCUUCCCAAAGCUCUGCAGGACAGCUGAAGAAAACCCUGAUAUCGUAUUCUUGAAGGUGAAUUUUGACGAAAACAAGCCUAUGUGUAAAAGGUUGAAUGUUAAAGUCCUUCCAUAUUUUCAUUUCUACCGUGGAGCUGAUGGAUUGUUGGAGUCCUUCUCCUGCUCCUUAGCCAAGUUCCAGAAAAUAAAGGAUGCUAUAGCAAGACACAACACCGCUCGAUGUAGCAUCGGCCCUCCUGCGGGAGUUGGGGAUCUGAGCCUCCUUGAGAACCCAAGCCCGCCGGAGAAACCAGCGGAAGCCGGUUCCCGGUAGUUCUUCGUGUCUUUUUAUUGUUUCUCUCUCUCUCUUUCUCUCUCUCUCUCUCUCUCCUUUUUUUUUUCUUUUUUUUUUGUUUGCCUCACUGAUUUCAGUACGUCAUUGUGAGCUUGUCAAGAGAAAAGGCCCCCUUUUUCUUUAGGAAAGGGAGGAAACAAAACACCCAACUCUUGUUGUACCAUCUUUUGAUUUUGUAGCACUACAAAUUUAUGUAUUAUAAUUUAUAUUUAUCACUUUUUUUUUUUUUGUCACAAUUACUUGAUCUGUAUGUGACUUGAAGAAUA